Molecule: messenger RNA, 4294 nt
Organism: Poecilia reticulata (guppy)
Lineage: Eukaryota; Metazoa; Chordata; Actinopteri; Cyprinodontiformes; Poeciliidae
Product: metalloproteinase inhibitor 4
Biological process (GO): negative regulation of endopeptidase activity; response to cytokine; negative regulation of membrane protein ectodomain proteolysis
Cellular component (GO): extracellular matrix
Molecular function (GO): metalloendopeptidase inhibitor activity; protease binding
Source: RefSeq, a predicted model, not a curated record
AAAGUGACAACUGCCCCCCCCCCCUCAAGCAAACAGUGGAAAAAUCCUAGGAAAAAUACAUUUUUACAGCAAACAGGAAGCUCAAGAAAGGAACGACGAAACAGUGGAGCAAAUAAGCAUUAAACAUCUCAAAACUUUUUUCAUUAAAUGUGUUUUUAAUGUGGCUAUUAAAAGGACCGCCAACCAAAUGUUGACAGCAAUGCAAGUAAUCCUGCACUCUUAAACUGAAUAGACUCAUAUUUGCUGUGAAUGUUUAUUAGUAGUAAACGUAAAACAUAUUUGAAGACAAUGAUAACAGUAUUUCUUCCAUAAGAAGUUGAACACAAGGAUAAAAAAACUAUUCUAUAUGAAUGAGGAUUGUGUUCAAGUUACUGCAACUCAUCUCUUGAAGAAAACGAGUAUCCUUGGGAUUAAAAACAAACAUGAAGGAUUCCAUUCCUUCGGGAAUAUUUUUUGUUCAUAGUUUAACUCUUGGUAGAGAAGAGAUUUGAAUGAUUUUGACCCUGUAAAAGUGUCCAGAGGAGAUGACGAGCUUCAAAAAGAGAGCAAAAGAAGAAGAAGUUACAGGAUGCCAGCUUUUUCCCCUGCAUUUCAGGAGGCUGUCCCUAAAUUGUGGAGCGCAUAAGAGGCUCCCUGUGUGCGACCCUCUCAGCAUUCAAGGCCAGAGUGUGAGGGGAUUGGGCUAUUGUGAGCCUCUCUGUGUGUUGUCUACAGAGAGGGGGAGCGCGAAGGAAGAGAAAAGAGAGCAGCAGUAGCUUUCAACUCAAGUUAUUUGCUGCAGCUUGAAUUCAGAGGUGCACUUUAAACUUAUGAAAACAUUUCUAUCCACAGCUCCGUCCCAGCUCUCCAGAGCUCCUCUUAUCUCUUCGACCCCACUGUCUUCUCCGCCGCGCACCCCCUCUGCCAACUGUCAGCCUGACCUGCUUCCCAGGGAACUCGACGGGGCAAGAAGAGGCUGCAGAGCAUUCAUCAAGUGGUGGAACAGUGAGAGGUAGCCAGAGCCACUAUGGCCUUGUCCCAGGAGAGAAGUGCAUGUCUGGGGCUGGUGGUGCUCCUUUUGCUUGGUGCGGGCAUGGAGAAUGUUGUGGAGGGAUGUAGCUGCCACCCGUCACAUCCACAGCAGCUCUUCUGCAGCGCUGAGAUUGUGAUAAGGGCAAAGAUCUCUGGAGAGAAGAUUGUGUCGCCUAGCAACAGCUCCUCACCUUACAUGAAGAUGAUCCAGUACGAAAUCAAAAUGAUCAAGAUGUUCAAAGGUUUUGACAGAGCCAAGGACAUCCAGUAUGUGUACACGCCUGUCUUCUCUUCACUCUGUGGAGUCAAACUGGACUCCAAUAACAAAGCAGGCUAUCUGCUCUCAGGAAGCAUGUGGAGCGAUGGACGGAUUUCUAUUGGCCAGUGUGACCUGGUGGAGUCGUGGGACAACUUAUCACUGUCACAAAAGAAGAACCUUAACUACAGAUACCAGAUGGGCUGUGAAUGCAGAAUCAACACGUGCUACAYGGUGCCUUGUGCGUCUACAGGAGAGAACGAGUGCCUGUGGACGGACUGGCUGCUGGAUAACAGUCUGAAUGGGGAGCAGGCUCGGCAGUAUGCCUGCAUCCGACGAUUGGACUCAAGCUGUGGUUGGUACCGGGGUGGGCCUCCGCCCGAGAAGGACUUCUUGGACAUGACCGACCCGUGAUUCUGUAACGCCGACUUCAGAAAUCCCUUAAGGAAAAUCCAACCCUGCUUUUGGUAUAUUUAGCACGCAUUUGGCUUGCAAAGAAGCAACUAGGGAAAAAAAAAAAAAAAAAGGGGAAAAUUUGCUGAUUUUUCAAACCCGCUGGAAAAAAAAGCUGCCAUUAAGCUACAGGUUGCAAAGUUCAGGCAGUUGAUCCAGCAACAGGAAAAUAAAUAUUUAAAGUGCAGGGUCUUUGAGCGUUUCUCUGACUCACUUUCACACAUUCCACUUCACAUGUUGUUACAGAGUGAGAACAGCAGCAGAAUAUCCACAGCUAAUAUUUCACUUUUGAGUGAAGGUGUUUGCCUCAUUGUAAAUGCACUCCUUUUAAGCCCUGUGAUUAUUUGUGUAAURUACAAUAGGCUAAAUAGCAAUUUAAGUUCUGAAUUUACAGAAAUAUUAAAGAAAUGUUUAAGAACACUAAAAUAAUAGAAUCCUUUUCUUGUAUCAACCUUGCAGAGUCUAAUUACGUGCAUCUUGACUGCAGCAUCCUGAUAUUGAAUUUCUAUCUGAAAUGCUGACACAAAUGAAAAUACACUGAACAUAAUGUGCUUUGUGAAGGUUUUAGGCACUGAAGCUUCAACAAGGAUGCAUAUAGGCAAUUGCAGAAUAGUUUUAAUUUAUUGGUAUAAUUAAAAGUGAUGUGAAGAAAGAAAAACAUAAAUUGCAGGAGUUUUCCUAAUAAUCUUUGGGGUAAAGCCAUUUUUUAAAAUAAUUCUUUGUUUGCAUUUUCUUUUACUUAGUUGUUCUGUAUAAUCGAUUUAAUGCUGAAAAUGUGGAAUUAUACAUCAUAAAUAAGAACCUAACGUGCCUAAAACCUUUGCAUUCUGCAGUUCAGGCAAAGAAAAGCAUCCCAAGUUAACCAGUUACUUGUGUUAUUUCUUGUUGUGAUACAGAAAUGAUACGACGUUUUAUCUCAAAAUUAUGUAACUGUAAAUAUAGUAAUUUUGUUGAAUUAACAUUUUCAUAACUAACCACAUGUUUUCUUUUAGAGUAGAGCUUCACAUCCUGCUUAGUUUCCGUUGUGGAGCUUUUUUUCCCCUUUUUUUUGUGCCAAAAACCUAAUCCGCUUCGGCAGCAGCACUGCCACCUGAAGAAGCUGAGUCUUUCCUCCGUAGAGGAAAUGAGAUAACAGGAUAAGGUUUGGCUUUUUAACUCCUUUAAACUGAAGGUGGGUUGUUCACCUGUUUGUUUUAGAAAUCUGCUGAAUCAUUUAAAUAUAAAGACUUAACAAGGGUCUGACCUGACCCCUGUUUUGAUACAGGAUUGCUUCAUAUAAAUCAUACAGAUUAUAAUGCGUUAUGAUUCGGCUUUGUAGCACAUUCAUACAGAUUAUAAUGCGUUAUGAUUCGGCUUUGUAGCACAUUCAUGGUGCUGUGAACAAAUCAGCUCACCCUUGCUGAUGAAAUCUGCUUCUGCUCUUUUGUCACACCAGUUUCAGAUCAUCAAACAAAUUUUAACAUCAGACUAAGAAGACCCAAGUGGAUAUAUAAAGCAAUUUUUAAAAUGAUAACUUCAUUUAUUAGAGACAGAAGUUAGCCAAAAAUUUGUACAUCUGCCCUGUUAUCCUACAAAAUAUUUUCUUAAAGGUCUUGGAGGUAUCAAGGUGAUUUUUAGCAACAUGAAGUGGCCCUUUGUGAUUCUCUUUUUAAUCAGUUGUAUUUUUUGGGUUUCUUUUUUUGCCCCUUCAUUAUUGUUUAACCAAGAUUAGUGAUCUUAACUGAGGGAGAUGCUCUUCUGUUACCUCCUGGAUCAGUUCCCAUUGUGCUCUAGUUGGACUUCAUUUUAGCAAACCCACCACUCCCGGGAAGAUUUAACUCUAUUCUAAGUAUUUGUGGUUAAUGGCUCCCAGAAGUGAAGAAAUGGUUUUCUAAUCCUUCCCAGGCUACCACAAGUCUGGAAAGUCUGUUUCUUUUUUAUUGGAUUUCUUUUGCCUGGGGUUCGAUGUGUUGCCUUUGGAGAUUAUUAGCCUUUUUCUCGUAGCCAGUCAGGUAACAUUUAGGAGAUCUCUUGAUUUUUACACGUCUGGUUAUGAUCAGGCCUUCGUAUGACUUGUAAAAUUAAACUUUGUCAGUUAAACAUGAUUUAACACGGGAGUGGUUAUUUUUUUCCAGAAAAAUUUGGGUUAGAUAGCUCUUUCUCUUAAGACAUGAAACAAUUUAAUAACUACUUUUGCAUUUAGCCAAAAUUUGCUAAAAUUUGUUUGUGAAUCAGAAACAUUUAAGUUUGACAAUAUUUGGGACUGUCCUGUUCAACUUGGUGGAUCAUGUUGACAUUUAUCUCAUGUCACCACUGAAAAGUUUAAACCGAAUGGAAAAAUCAACAUUUCAGAUUUGAGACAGUCRUCUAAAUAUAAACUCAUUUACAAACUCAUGCAGUUAUUUUAGUGUCACAAAGCCCAAAUUAAUAAUGCAUCAUAUUAUGAUUUAAUGAAGUGUUAAAACAGAUUUCAGUUUGUUUUUUACUUAAAUAAUUGUUGGGUUUGUAUUUAAGUCUCUGUUUCUGUCUACAUAAAGUUUUCUAUCUUCAUGUACCAAAAAAAAUGUAUAUAAAAUGUCUCAGUGGAACAAUGUA